AUGAGACAGAGGAGGCAUGACAUAGGCGUUCUGGUCAGCGCUACGAUACAGUCUAGAUUAAAUGAUCCAAAGUCUCGACGCGUGGAUCUCCUACAGCUAAUGUUGGACGCCAAAACUGACAAUCUGGACUCGACUGUACCCCAGGCGAUGACAGACAGUGACGUAAUAUCAACACAAGAGGAAGGCGAAACGGGUCAGCAGAACGGCUCUUCGUCAUCCAAAAGCAGAUAUUCACAAAAGGCGAAACUCACAGAAAAGGAGAUCCGGGCGCAGUGUGCGUUGUUUUUGUUCGCAGGGUAUGAAACCACCAGCACCGCCCUGGCCUACGCCGCCUACCACCUAGCAACGAGUCCAGAGGCACAGAAAACUCUCCAGGCGGAGGUAGACCAAUACUGCACUGAUGAGGGUCCUCCAUCGUAUGAGACCAUAAGUAAGAUGCAGUAUUUGGAUAUGUUCCUCAAGGAAUCGCUACGACUACACCCUAUCGCUCCAGGUCCUCCAUCGUAUGAGACCAUAAGUAAGAUGCAGUAUUUGGAUAUGUUCCUCAAGGAAUCGCUACGACUACACCCUAUCGCUCCAGCUGGACCAGGGAGAACAGCCCAGGAAUCCAGCACAGUGAUGGGUGUUCACAUUCCCAAAGGCAUGAGUGUCCGCUGUAACAUACGCAGUAUCCACAUGGAUCCCGAUCACUGGGGACCCCCAGACCCCAGCCUCUUCUGUCCUGAACGGUUCACGGCAGAGAGGGUUGCUAAGCGUCACCCUAUGGCCUGGCUUCCAUUUGGGGCAGGCCCCAGAAACUGCAUUGGUAUGAGGUUUGCUUUGAUGGAGGCCAAGAUGACCUUGGCGUGUCUCGUGAAGAAGUUCAGCGUUGAGACCUGUGCUGAGACGCAGAUUCCACUGGUUCACGUAGCUAGGGGCACAGUGCAGCCGGAGAAAGGUGUCACCGUGCGUCUUACAAGGCGGAAUACAGUGGCCAAUAAGACCGAAGAAUAA
Molecule: messenger RNA, 993 nt
Organism: Lingula anatina
Lineage: Eukaryota; Metazoa; Brachiopoda; Lingulata; Lingulida; Lingulidae
Product: cytochrome P450 3A29
Molecular function (GO): steroid hydroxylase activity; oxidoreductase activity, acting on paired donors, with incorporation or reduction of molecular oxygen; heme binding
Source: RefSeq, a predicted model, not a curated record